Molecule: messenger RNA, 2900 nt
Organism: Rubroshorea leprosula
Lineage: Eukaryota; Viridiplantae; Streptophyta; Magnoliopsida; Malvales; Dipterocarpaceae
Source: the annotation of a GenBank genome assembly
AUUGGAAAACGUGUUUAACUUGACUAUCCAUGGGACUACAUAUUAAUGUGCAACCAAAAAAACCACAUCCAUCUUCCAUACAAUAUUGAAACCAUAAUCAUGAGGGAAACAUUCCAUGCUAUGCUUGUUCUAGUGGCUGUAUUGUUCUUUGGAGCUGCAGAGUUUUGUUCUGGUCGGAACACGAGCUUAAGCUGUAUAGAGGGGGAGAGAGAAGCCCUCUUGAAGUUCAAACUUUGUUUCAAUGAUUUAUCUGAUAUGUUGUCUUCUUGGAAAGGCAAUGACUGUUGUGAAUGGAGAGGAGUAGGCUGCGAUAAAAAUAGCGGACAUGUUGUCUCACUUCAACUCAGGGGAUCCAGAUCUAAUCGAUCUCAAUUGCACUUGAUUGAUGAUGUAGAGGAGGUUGUUUCAGGUUUGCUCAAGCUGAGAUGCUUGGAAUACCUGGACUUGAGUGGAAAUAACCUCAACAGCAGCGUUAUUCCGCCCUUCUUUGGUUUGAUGAAGCAGCUAAUCUACCUAAAUCUCUCUUCUGUGAACUUCAAAGGAAGAAUUCCUAGUGAACUUGGAAAUCUUACGAGGCUUUGUGUACUUGAUCUUUCCGACAAAUUUUAUAGGAGAUUGAAGGUUGAUGAUGUUCAAUGGAUUUCUCAUCUCUCCUCGUUGCAACAACUUGAUAUGAGUGGAGUAAAUCUAAGCCAUGCCUCAUCAAACUUGUUCCAGAGUAAAUCUAAGCCAUGCCUCAUCAAACUUGUUCUAGCCUACAGGAAGCCUUAUCCAGACAUCAUUGAUCAUGAAAAUCCUUUUCCAAGGGGUUUUAAAGUGCCUGAGUUCACUUUAUUUUCUGGUGAGGUUGGUCAGUCCACUAUUGAACAUAUUGGACACUUCACAAUACAAUGUGGAGAGGCGUCUGGAGAUGAUAACUUGAAACUCAGACUGUUCCCUAGCUCUUUGACUGGAACAGCCCUUACUUGGUACCUCAGUCUACCUCAAAAUUCAGUCUACUCUUGGAGGCAAAUGGAGGACUUGUUUCAUACUCAAUUCUAUUGUUGUGAACCAGAAGUGUCUAUGGCAGACUUGUCGAGGUUAGCCAAAAAGCCUGGAGAGUUGUCUGAGGCAUUCCUUGCUAGGUUCCAGAGAGCCAGACUGAAAUGUAGAGUUGCACUACUAGAACAAGAAUUUGUCAAGCUGGCUCAGAAUGGUUUGGACAUUGAGCUCCGAAAGAAAUUUGAGGGGAUGGAAUUCCGAGACUUCUAUGAAUUGUCUUAUAAAGUGGCUCGGUAUGAAAAUCUACUGAAAGAAGAUGUUCAAAAGAAGGCUGCAUCACAUGGAACCUAUUAUAGUGAUCCUAAUUUUGAUCUUGAUGUGGCUGAGGUGGUUACAGACAAGCCUGUUGUUUGUCCAGACCUUGUCAGACCAACUCACCAGCCUGAGACGUCUGGGAGACGUUAUGUUGGUGAGGCUGGAAAACAGUAUACUUUUGAUGUGUCAAAAGCUAGUGAUAUAUUUGACUACCUUAAAAAGAGUGGUUUGAUUAAGCUGCCGCCGGGACAUAAAAUCCCGACAGCGGUUGAAAUCGGAGCUAGAGAUUAUUGCAAAUUUCAUAAUUCAUGGAAGCAUUCUACUGAUAAUUGUCUUAUUUUUCGUAAUAUCUUGCAAGAAAAGAUUGAUAAGAGUAUCUUAAAAUUUCCAGACAAAGCGAAGGAAACCAUGGGAGUGGAUGCAGAUCCUUUUCCAGCUGUGAACCUUGCUGCAGAAGACUUAAGGUGGGUUCUUGAGGCGCAGAGAUCCAGACAGAGCAGGAGCGUCAGGUCAGACCAGCAGAGGCUCGGGGGGCAAGAAAGGAUCACUAUGACCAGGAACUUCAGUCCAGAAGGUGCCAGACGUUAUUCAACUGGUACUAGAUCUCCAAGGAUGGUCAAACCGCCACUCAGGUUACCUUCCAGACGGUGGGAGAAAAUUAGUCAUCCCAAGUUUCCAGCCCAGAAUCCCAGAACCUUGAGGCGCAGACUGCAGCGCAAGAGGGCUGAAGAGCGAAAAAGACACCAGAAGCAGGUGGAGGCUGAGGGAAGUUCAUCUCGCAAACCACGCCAACCUACCAAAAGGAAUAUGGUCUGGGUGAGAAAAGAGAAAAAGGAGGCUGUAACCCAGACUCUACAGAAGGAGGAUGACCAAUCUUCAGCUUCUCCAAAGGUGGCGUCUGUCAUUGUGAGUUCAGACGGAGUUUUGAAAGCAACUUUUGAAGCACCAGAACAGUUUGGGAAUCAUGGAUCUGAAUCAAAAGACGAUGGCACUAUUCAUUUUGGGGAAUUCUCAGUGAAUUUGUCAUGUCUGGUGCUGACAUUACCCUUGGUUUUCCAAGCCAAGAAGGAGGAGGAACCAAUUGUCUGUGAGUUCCCAGAACAGACAGAAAAAGAGGUAAUUGUUGUUCCAGCUCAUGAUGAUGAAGAGGAGGACAUGGCUGACAAAAUUGUGUUUGAAAAACCAGAAGAAAAGAUGGCCAGACACAUUAGGCCACUUUAUAUCAAUGCUCACAUGGAUGGGACUCCAAUCAGCCGUGUCUUGGUAGAUAAUGGAGCUGCAGUCAAUGUCCUUCCAACUUGCAUGCUCUACAAAAUAGGCAAGUCUCUUGAUGAUUUAGUGCAUACUGAAGUUACAAUUAGUGAUUUUACAGGAGGGGUGAAUCAUUCAAGGGGUGUGCUGCCUGUUGAAUUAACAGUGGGAAAUUAGACACUGAUGUCUGCGUUUUUUGUGGUGGAUACUGUUGCUACUUAUAAUGCACUUUUGGGGCGUGAUUGGAUUCAUUCAAGUUGGUGUGUCCCUUCUUCACUUCACCAGAAACUGAUUUUCUGGAAUGGUGGCAAGGCUGAGGUCGUGUCUGCAGAUAAUAAGCCUUUUUCAGCCAA